Argiope bruennichi is the source of this 4152-nucleotide messenger RNA. RefSeq lists its product as uncharacterized. Bases 117 to 1097 code for a protein of 326 amino acids. Gene Ontology annotation, biological process: arachidonate secretion; phospholipid metabolic process. The transcript has 3 exons. Lineage: Eukaryota; Metazoa; Arthropoda; Arachnida; Araneae; Araneidae. Gene Ontology annotation, molecular function: A2-type glycerophospholipase activity. The record is from RefSeq and is a predicted model, not a curated record.
UCAGGAUUGGCUGGGACCCCUCUCGCACGCUUUCGACUGCGAGGAUCACGUGGCUUUCCCGCAUCUCUAAGUAAAGGAAACCCACCGACGAAAACACGGGGGAGAAGAAUGCGAGUAUGAUAUCUCGCCGACUACGACAGUGGGUGACGUUACUUCUACUCACCGCGGCAACAACCGGAGAAACCAGACAUCCUCCGUGGUUGCGAACGAUCGGGAAUGACUUUGUAUGCACCCGAGUCCUUCCAGACGGUGAAGUAGAGAGACGAAUUCAAAAGGGACGAAUCUCAGCCAUAGAGACCACGGUAGAGCUUCCUCCUGAAUCAACAGACUCCCCAUACUUCUCGACGUCAAGUCAAGCACGGGAGUACCAAAUCUUGACCUUGCUGCAGGUCACAGAUGGUCGGCAUUUUAUUCAACUGAUAUACGAUUCAGGCUGGGAACUGAGGGAUUGUGAAUACCUCAAGUCAGCAAAGUCGGUGGACGAAUUCUUUGAAGCUUUUGCUGCAGACAUCAACUGUCCUCAACAGAAACAAUUUCUGAAUGAGACCCGAUCCCCCACGAAUGAUGAAGGAAACCUCGACAUUGUAAAACCAGAUGUCACAGACUACGGUGCACUACGCAGGGAAUGUCGAAACCUGCACAAGAAAGUCCGCGAAAUGACCCUACACAGUAAUCACCAUGGGCUACAACGCUUGAAGAGGGAUCUUUUCUUGUAUCCUGGCACCAACUGGUGUGGAUCUGGAAGCAAUGCGAGGAAAUUCAACGAGCUGGGUUACAACGCAGCCGCGGAUCGUUGUUGCAGAGAUCACGACCAUUGCCCCUACACCAUUGAAGGGUUUACGAGUCAAUUCAACUUCUUCAACUUCAGGUUUCACACGAUCAGUCAUUGUGAUUGUGACGAAAGAUUUCGAGCUUGCCUGAAACUCUCUGGCACUGCAGCAGGCAAUAUGGUGGGGAAGUUGUUUUUUAACGUGGUACAGACGAAGUGCUUCCUCUUCAAACAUGUCAAGAAAUGCACCAAGAGAUCUUGGUGGGGUAAAUGCCUCAAAUACGAGAAAGACAAGACAGCUUUCCUGAGAGAUGCUCUCAAGUACUGAAUUAUGUAUUAUAACUUUGUCCAGUCAAUUGUACAGGUUGCUCCAGCCAAGUGACGAGAUUUACCUUUUAUAAGUAGACGACUUCGUCAGUAUUUGAUGUAUUAGGAUUUAUCACCUUUUAGAUCCUAAAUGGAAUAUUUAAAUAAUAUCACAAAAAUUGCACAUUGAAUAUAAAAUAGUUAACUUUUUCUAUAGAGACUUAAAUAAACUGAAACUGAAUGCUAACGUAAAGAACUAUAGAAAUCCAGGAUUUAAGAAUGUUCUUUUCCAGAUAGUAGAAAUAUCGUCUGUAUUACAUAACCUCUUCACAGCCAAUUCACCAGACAUCCUAACAAAAGUAUCAAGAUUUUAAUGGCUUUUAUAGACAGUAGCUUUUACUAUGUAAUAAUAACAAACACAUCUACUUGCUAAAACAUGCAUAGUGUUUUAGUUAUUCUUUACAUAUUUCAUGCUUAUUUAAAUGGUUAAGAAAUAAGAUUUCAACAAUUGCUUCUAAAAUAUGAGGAAUCAUGUUUUAUUGAAAACACCUCUAUCAAAUAUGAUAAUAGGAAAAAAAGGGCUACAAACAAUGAAAUAAGCAAAGCAGUUUUUAUUCUCCCAUCUACAGCAAGCUCACAUACCUUAAUAGAAAAUAAUAUUGAAGAUCACUGAAUACAUGCAAUUUUACUACUGAAAUAAUAUCUAAUUAUUUGUCGUUUGCCAUUUUAAAUGUUUUAAAACCUUUUCAGUAAUUUUUUUGAAAACUUAUACCACAUAAAAAUCAAAAUUAACAUUACUCUGAAAGAGCAUUUGAUCCUUUUAAUACCAUGGUUUAAAUAUUUAUAGUUUGAAUAUUAAUAAAAUUUUAUUAGCAAAAAUAAAUAAAUAAAUCUGUCCACGGACAGGAAACUUUAUGUCUUUUACAGUGCUUUAUUCGGUUUCUAAUUAAUAUUUUUAAUUGGCUUAAAAUUUAUAUAACAAAAUUCAUUUGAGUACUUCUUAGGAAACAAACAUCAAAUCUGAAACAAAAUUUCCACUUUGAAGAAUAAGUAACACCUUCAUUUUAUUUAUGUUCCUACUUGUACAUUUUUUUCCUCAACUAUAAAUAAAAGUAGCUAUUAUGUGUUCAAAAGACUUUCUUUGAUGCUGGAGCAAUCUUUAAACAGUUGACAUCAGAGAUUCUUUGACUCUGAAUUAGUGACAUUGAGGCGCACAUUAUGCCAUAGUUUUCUACGUGUAUUUUGCCAACUUAGCUCAUCAAUCACUAUCAAUAUGUAGAUUACAUAUGUUGAUCCCAAGUAACGUAUCAUUUACAUGAAAAUGCAUAUUUUAUUUAGAAUAUAAACUAUAAGUAAUUAGUGGACAGAAAAAAAAAAAGAUAAAAUUUAAAUGUUUCAAUUCAGUAACUUUUUACCUUAGAAUCUAGUAAGAAGUACUUUAACAACCAGCACUUUACGUAUUGUCUCAGUAAUUUUAUUUUAUUGAUAUUUCUGUCAUGUUAUUGUUAUCUUUCCUUGUAAGACAGUUAAAAAAAUUGAUGAAUUUUACGCAAACUCAAACGAAGUAAAAUGUAAAUAUUUUGGAAUCGAUAAUUCUCCACUUUAUGUAAGCUUGAUAAGUGAUGCUAAAACGAUAUUGCUUCGUCACUUAAACUUUAAAACAGGCAUCUUCUCUGUAAUGUUUCAGACCAUAGAAAUCAAAUUUUAAGUGUGAUGAUAACUUUAAAACCUCUUAUUUUUAAAGUUCCAUAAAGUAAACACUGAAACUGUGGUGCAAAAAUAAGGAUUCUGCAAUUACUUCAUCACGAAGCUCAUGUAAAAAAUUUUGAGAACCGGAGGAAAAUAUUUACAGGGAAAAGCUGUGACACAUUUCCUAAAGCUAUCGACCUCUACAAUGUAUGCCACGUCAUUCCCUGACAGUGUUUAUGAAUAUGCCCUUCAUGCAUUAUUACGAUAAUUUCCAAUGUCUGUCUUGCGAUUCGAAGAACAUAUAAUUUCCAUGUAAAUAUAUCCCAAGAAUGAAAAGGAACACUCUUCCUUUCCUUUUUGAAAAAUUAAUCUUUCCGACAUGAUUAUAAGGUGUUCUGAUUCAAAAUUUCGUGGAAGAUUCUUAGACAGUUCUGUUCCGUUAUGAUUUUUCUACUUUUUAUUUAAUGCUUUAAUAACUGAACAUUUUAUUUCCAUUUGGAAAUAGAAUGUUCGUUUAUUAAAAAUUGGAUUAUUUAUAAAAGCAAAGAACAAGCGGAUCUUAAAAUGCAAAAAGUCAAAAUUCCUUUUUUUUUUUUUUUUUUUUCUAUAAUCGAACAUGUAUUCCAUUGCUAUUCUUUUAAUUUCAUCCGAAGUUGUUAAGUUAAUUGAAAUUUACGUCUAUCUGUUUAUAGCGUUUCAAUUUUAAGUCUUUAAUUAUUUCAGCUAAUUUACAGCAUUUGACUUUCAAAUCUUAAAUCAACAUAUACUUUUUUAGUUAAAACUUGCUGCUACAUCUUCCUGCUUUUUAGAAUUUUUUGGAGAAUAAAAUCUAAUUUCAAAUACUACAAAUUUUUAUAAAGUCAGCAAAUUUUUCAAAAUUGAAAAAUAAUGCAAAAUAAGCGCUUUUCGCUAUUAUUAAUUCUCAAUAAUAAUGGAAAGAAUUGCUUUAAUAUAAAUGUAGGAGACUAAUGGGGCGUAUUAAAAAUAAAAGAUAUUCAACAGAAUGCAAGAAUCAACAAUAAUUUAUUUGAAUUAAAAAGUGACAAAGUAAUUAAAAUAUGUAAAGGUAACAGAACCUUGUUUGUUGAUUUUUCGGCUUUUGCGAUUCUUUUUUCGAAUAUCUGAUCUAUAAUAAGAUUUAAAUUUUCAUUAAGCAUCAUUAUGGAAAAUGAUGCAAAGAAUUAACUUCUAAUUUGUCUGAAAUAAUAGAGAAAGGCACGAAAAAAAUAAUAAAUUCCUCUCAAUCUCAAAAUAUUUUUAAUAGGCUUCAUCAUAUUCAUGUAAUUUUUAAUCUUCAAUAAAAUCGAAGAUAAGUAUAACAAAAGUAUUUAACAGAUUCUUUUUUAUCCUCUCAAGAAUCAAAAUAUAUUCGAAUAACUUUACAAUCA